AUGUCCACCACAUCCAACGCUGAUGGCGAUGCCGCCGACGCCAACGAAACGGUGGAUACAAAGACGAAAAAGGCGUACAAGAUCCACCCGUUCUACCGCUAUGGCAAUGUCCACUUUAUCACCACAGAUGAUGUCCUUUUCUCUUGCCACCUCGACAGCCUCACAGAGAUAAGCUCCUUCUUCCGCGACCUCAGCGAGAUUCCGCAGCCCCCCGGCAAGAAAGCCACGACAACCCGAAUGUCGGGCCAAGACCUCCACGAUCAACUCGCGCAGCUAUCAAUCGAAGAACAUGAAGACAUCGCCAAACACACAGACGCAGCCGUCGUCUUUCCCGAAUGCGGCUCGGAAGCGCUCGAGCCGUGGUUGAACCUUAUUCUGCUUGCGGAGAUGAGCAGUGUCAACCUCAAUAUCACGCUGGAAGGGUGUCAGCAGCUGUACGUGUUGGUGGACAAAUAUGGUUGUGGCGAACGGGUGGUCGAGAGUCUGCGCUCGCAGAUUCUGAAUUUGGUGGAAAAGCUUUCGGCGAUAGACAUAUUCAUCUUCGCCUCGCAAGUGGAUGACAAGAUACUGGGUAAGAAGGUACUUGAAUUCAUCACAAACGACAGUCUCUUUGAGAGAGGGUUUCAUCCGCGGAUUCAGAGGCUUAGCUGUCACUGGGGUCUGGCUGUGUACCAGGCAGUCUUCAAGGUGGAGCCAAACAUCAAGCCCUCCAUUUGGUGUUCUGCGUCACAUGAGGCGAAUCAUCAAGGUCUGCAAGUCACGGGUGUCGAUCCUCUGUGCUAUAUCAAUGCAUAUGGUUGGAAGCUGGCUCUUUCGGUAUCUUGGUUUGGCGACGUGAAGCUGUAA
Molecule: messenger RNA, 846 nt
Organism: Cryptococcus wingfieldii CBS 7118
Lineage: Eukaryota; Fungi; Basidiomycota; Tremellomycetes; Tremellales; Cryptococcaceae
Exons: 2
Coding region: 1-846 (281 amino acids)
Source: RefSeq, a predicted model, not a curated record